Molecule: messenger RNA, 2628 nt
Organism: Arxiozyma heterogenica
Lineage: Eukaryota; Fungi; Ascomycota; Saccharomycetes; Saccharomycetales; Saccharomycetaceae
Gene: ARG56
Product: bifunctional acetylglutamate kinase/N-acetyl-gamma-glutamyl-phosphate reductase
Exons: 1
Coding region: 1-2628 (875 amino acids)
Biological process (GO): L-arginine biosynthetic process
Cellular component (GO): mitochondrion; mitochondrial matrix; cytoplasm
Molecular function (GO): NAD binding; acetylglutamate kinase activity; NADP+ binding
Source: RefSeq, a predicted model, not a curated record
AUGCCCUGUAUUAGCAUUUUAGUAUCCGCUAGAAGGUUUCAAACCUCAUCUAUAAGCCAGUCUGUAAAAGCUUUACAUCGUUUAUCAACAGUUUUGAAUAAUAAUUAUGUCACUCAUAAGACUACUCAUCGUUUAACUGUUCCUUCUGGAAAUGUGUUAGCUAACAAAAAAGUAGGCUAUUCGAAAAGAUUUGUAACUACUGCAUCCGUAAAUGGUGUUGGUUCCUCUGGAACCAGAUCCACUGUUAUCCAAUUAUUAAACAACAUUUCUACAAAAAGAGAAGUUGAGCAAUACCUGAAAUAUUUCACUUCUGUCUCACAACAACAGUUCGCUGUCAUUAAGGUCGGUGGUGCCAUCAUUAGUGAUAACCUACAUGAAUUGGCUUCGUGUCUGGCCUUCUUAUAUCAUGUCGGCUUAUAUCCAAUUGUUUUACAUGGCACAGGUCCACAAGUUAAUGGAAGAUUGGAGGCCCAAGGUGUAGAACCUGAUUACGUCGAUGGGAUCAGAAUAACAGAUGAAAAAACAAUGGCUGUGGUCAGAAAAUGUUUCCUCGAGCAAAAUUUGAAAUUGGUUACUGCUUUAGAAAAGCUAGGUGUUAGAGCAAGACCAAUCACUUCCGGUGUCUUCACUGCUGAAUACCUGGAUAAGGACAAGUACAAACUGGUAGGUAAUAUUACUGGUGUGUCUAAGGAACCUAUCGAAGCCUCUAUUAAGGCAGGUGCUUUGCCAAUCUUAACUUCACUUGCAGAGACAACCUCUGGCCAAAUGCUUAAUGUAAAUGCAGAUGUUGCUGCUGGAGAAUUAGCUCGUGUCUUUGAACCCUUAAAGAUUGUCUAUCUAAAUGAAAAAGGUGGUAUUAUUAAUGGAGAAACCAAAGAAAAAAUCUCCAUUAUUAACUUAGACGAAGAAUACGAUGAUUUAAUGAAACAAAGCUGGGUUAAGUAUGGUACAAAGUUGAAAAUUAAAGAAAUCAAAGAAUUGCUAGACUACUUACCACGUUCUUCGUCUGUAGCAAUCAUCAACGUUCAAGACUUACAAAAAGAAUUAUUUACUGACUCUGGUGCAGGUACCAUGAUUAGAAGAGGUUACAAGUUAUUAAAAAGAAGCUCUUUAUCGGAAUUCCCAUCAGCCGAUGCAUUAAGACAAGUCCUGGAAAGAGACAGAGAUUUUGUAUCAGGUAAAGAAUCUGUAGCUGGCUAUCUAAGAGAGUUAGAAAGAAACGAUUUCGUUACUUAUACUGAUGAACCAAUGAAUGUCUUCGCCGUAGUAUUAAAGAAUAAGGGUUUAGUGCCUCAACUAAACAAAUUGAUUUGUACAGAUCAGGCCUGGUUAAAUAACGUUACAGAUAACGUUUUUAAUGCCUUACGUCGUGAUUUCACAUCUUUGCAAUGGAUUGUUGAUGAAAGCGAUCCAAACAUCUCAUGGCAUUUCGCUAGAUCUCAAGGUUCUUACUUGAAAAAUGGCAAAAUAUUGUUCUGGUAUGGUGUCAAUGACUUGGAAACAACCUCCAAACUAAUCACUGAAUUUGUCAGAAGUAUAGGCCCAGAUAAUUCUUCUUUUCAAAGUAAAUCUUCUGGUGUUUUUGAUUCCGGUAUAGCAAAGAGAAAUUAUUCAGUUAGAUCCACUCCAAAACCAGAAGGUGUCAACAAAAACAUUGGCCGUAUAGCCUUAAUCGGUGCAAGAGGUUUCACUGGUAGAAACAUUGCUGCAUUAAUCAAUAACCAUCCAUAUUUCGAAAUUACGCAUGUUUCCUCUCGUGCUUUAAAGGGCACCAAAUUUGAAGGAUAUACCAAGAAAGAGAUCUUCUACGAAACUUUACAAGCUGAUGAUAUCAAAAAAUUAGAAGCUGCAAAUGAAGUCGAUUUCUGGAUCUUAGCUCUACCAAACAAUAUCUCCGAACCAAUUGUGGAAGCUAUUACUAGUGUUGAAGGCGGUAAGUCCAAGAUUUUGGAUCUCUCUGCUGACCACAGAUUUGUACCAGAGACUGAAUGGGUCUACGGGUUACCAGAAUUGAAUAAUAGAGAUAGAAUCGCAUCUGCAAGAAUGAUCUCUAAUCCAGGUUGCUAUGCUACUGGCUCCCAGUUAGCUAUUGCUCCAUUAACUGAGUACAUUGAUGGUUUACCAACCAUCUUUGGUGUUUCCGGUUAUUCUGGCGCUGGUACCAAACCAUCUCCAAAGAAUGAUCCAAAAUUCUUGGCUAAUAAUUUAAUCCCAUACACUUUAACUAACCACAUCCAUGAACGUGAAAUAUCUACUAGAUUAGGUCAUGAAGUUGCAUUCAUGCCACACGUGGGCCAAUGGUUCCAAGGUAUUUCUUUAACUGUCUCCAUCCCAAUCAAGAAAGGUUCUUUAACAUCCUUUGACCAAAUUAAGAAGAUCUAUGAAGAUUUUUACAAAGGUGAAGCUUUAGUUAAAAUCAUCAAUGAUAUUCCAUUAGUUAAGGAUAUCAAGGAAACACAUAGUGUAGUCAUUGGUGGUUUCAAAUUGAACGAUGCUGGUGACCGUAUUGUUGUCUGUGCCACAAUUGAUAAUCUAUUAAAAGGUGCAGCUACUCAAGCUGUCCAAAAUAUGAAUUUGGCAAUGGGCUAUGGUGAAUACGAUGGUAUUCCAAAGGAUAAAAUUUUAUAA